AUGAAUCGAACGGUGGUAAAAGGUGAACAAGAUGAACAGCAAAUAAGUAAUGAAUUAAAUAAAAAUAUUAAAGAAAAUUUUAAUUAUAAUGAAGAAUUUGAUUAUGAUGACGAUGGAGCUUUGAUGAUUAUUUUGAAGAUAAAAAAAGUUAUUGAAACUAAAUUACAAGAACAACUUAAAAUUUUGAGUAAACAUGCAAAUAGGACUCAUCUUGAUAAAAUUCUAGAUGAUUGGUUAGAAAGAACGAAUAAUACUUUGAGUAUAUUCAACAACGAAGAAUAUAAAAAAGCCAUGAAAAUUAAAGAUCAAUUGACAGAUUAUAUGAACUCAAAGAAAGAUCCUAACUUGGAAAAUUUGCCAGAAUGUUCCAUUGAAUUGAAGGGAUUGAUAGUAAAUGAAUUCGACUUAUAUUGGGACAAGAAUUUGAUUACAGGAGGUUAUAGAGAAUGGGGAAAAUCAAAGACUAACGUGAAAUACAAGAAUGAAAUUCUAAAUAGCGAAUUAAUUGAAUAAUUGAAGAUCCUUUCUAUUAUAAUUUCACUUAUAAAUUUGAUUGAAAUUUAUUAGUAAUCGAAAUCAAUUCUCUAAACGUCAAACCAAUGAUAAAGACGCAUUAGAACGAUCAUAUAAAAUUAAAAAUUUAAUAAAAGAGUUACCCACGUAUGCUACUUUAUAUAAUCGAAAGAUAAACACAAUAGAUUCAAGUGCAUGUCCAAGAUGCGAAUAGAAGCAGAAGAUUAGGAACACAUAUGGAUAUGUGAAGCAAACGAAUACACAAUUAGAGAAAUAAUUUUUAAUGCAAUAGUAUCCUUUGAAG
Molecule: messenger RNA, 817 nt
Organism: Rhizophagus irregularis DAOM 181602=DAOM 197198
Lineage: Eukaryota; Fungi; Glomeromycota; Glomeromycetes; Glomerales; Glomeraceae
Source: RefSeq, a predicted model, not a curated record